Leptidea sinapis is the source of this 2104-nucleotide messenger RNA. RefSeq names its product UDP-glucosyltransferase 2-like. The coding region runs from base 518 to 2095 and encodes 525 amino acids. NCBI's taxonomy places the organism in Eukaryota, Metazoa, Arthropoda, Insecta, Lepidoptera, Pieridae. The record is from RefSeq and is a predicted model, not a curated record. The transcript is spliced from 10 exons. Gene Ontology annotation, molecular function: UDP-glycosyltransferase activity.
UUUUCAUGUUAUACGGCGACAAUACUCACAACGUUAGUAAUAUUGUUGAAAUACUAAUUUAUGAAUAAACAGAAGAUAAUAUUUUUGCCCGGUUUUAGUGAGACAAAAGCAAAAUUACACGAAAAUCUGAUGUACCACUUGAGAAAAAUAUUAGAAAUGCAUGCGGAAGUUACAGUAGAAGAAAAUGAAAUCAGCAUAGCUUAUGAAUUAAGGGCGUGAAUACACGUUCAAUUUUAGAAAGUGUCAGUAGAACGAAAUUAUUUAAGAAAAAAUAUCAAACCAAGUACUCAUAUUAUUUCAAAGAAGAUCUCAGCUAAGAUGAUUCGCCAGAACAACGGAAGCUACUGAUCCCUUAAUUAAAAUAAAGAGAGAGCUAUUGAAUGAUAGCUUACAUUAGGACGAUAAACUAAUUGUCAAGGAUAUCACGGGACAAAAAAGAACGUGUCUACUAAAAACCUUACCAAGGUUACACACUCCCCGCCCUCAGAAAACGUAUCAAAACCAAUAUUAAGACUAUAUGAUAAUGUGGUUUCUACGUCUAUCUUGCGUACUACUCAUAACAGGCAUCGUAGAGUCGUACAAAAUAUUAUUAAUAAGUCCAAUAUCAGGAAAAAGUCUAGUUUUACUAACGGAUAGUAUCGCUAAAUAUUUAGCAGACGCUGGACAUGAGUGCCUAUAUUGGAUUGGUCAUUCUCAACUGCUUGUAAUUGAUGUGUUGUGGUGUCACCCGCUAUUGGAAAUAUCUGCCAGCUAUGCCGUUGCUCAAGCGGCAGGCGAUAAGCUGUCAAUACAAUCACAAAUCGACCGUAAAGCCCAGAAUCAAGACAUAAAGAUGUUCUUCAGCAUUUUCUUGGAGAACGCAAGGACGACUAUUUCAAAUGAAGCAGUUCAAGAUCUAUUGAAGGAUAAAAGCCAACAUUUCGAUGUCAUUGUGGCUCAGUGGUUGUUUAUUGAUGUCUAUGCUGGAUUCGCAGCUGUAUAUGAUUGCCCAUUAAUAUGGUUUUUGACUGUAGAACCACAUUGGAUGGUUCUAAGAUUGAUAGACGAGGCAACCAACCCAGCAUAUUCCACUGAUGUGUUAGCCAAAUAUCUCUCUACUCCAUUAUCAUUUGUACAAAGGCUUGGAAGCUUGUACGACAGAAUAUACACAUAUUACUUGUACCAUUCCUUUGUUUACAACACGGAAGAAGAGAUAUACAAUAAAUAUAUGGUUCCACACGUUAACUCUCAGAAGUAUACGCCGCUGGAUGUUCUGAGAUACAACGCAUCCUUGAUGCUGGGUAACUCUCACGUAUCACUUGGAGAAGCAUCAAGCUUACCACAAAGUUAUAAACCAAUUGGAGGGUAUCACAUUGAAAGAGACGUAAAACCUUUACCAGAUAAUAUUAAGAAAAUUAUGGAUGACGCAAAACAUGGAGUCAUAUAUUUCAGCAUGGGUUCAAACCUGAAAAGUCGAGAUUUUCCUGAAGAACUUAAGAAGAAAUUGUUGAAAUUCCUUGGAGGAUUGAAUCAAACAGUUAUUUGGAAAUUCGAAGAAGAGUUACCGAAUCGUCCAAGUAACGUUCAUAUUGUAUCAUGGGCACCUCAGCAAAGCAUUUUAGCUCAUCCAAACUGCGUUCUGUUCAUUUCACAUGGAGGUCUCUUAUCAACAACAGAGGCAAUUCAUUUUGGUGUACCGUUGGUUGGUAUUCCAGUAUUUGCUGAUCAAUUUAUAAAUGUUGAAAGAGCUGUCAUUAAAGGUUUUGCUAAGAAAGUUCAACUAACAUCCAAUCUGGCAGAAGAUCUGAAGGAACAGGUCGAAAACAUUUUGAGUGAUCCCAUAUAUACUACUAAAGUGAAGGAGUUAUCUUUCAUCUACCACGACCGUCCAGUAACCCCUGGGGCUGAGCUGGUGCACUGGGUGGAACACGUGGUGAAGACACGAGGAGCUCCACAUCUACGAUCACCAACUCUGCACUUACCGUUAUACCAAAAGUUAUACUUAGACCUUCUAGCUUCAUUACUACUUUUAACUCUUUCAGCAGUAUUGUUAAUAAGAAAAAUGUAUUCGAUGCUUUUUUUCCCGCCAUGUAUUGAUAACAAGAAAUUAAAUUAGCGUCUGGAA